CUGAUCCCAACCUCCCAUCAUCUGAUGCUCAUUCAUCCUCCUCCAGCAAGACUUCAAUGACAACGACGCGAUAACGGGCAACCAUUGUUGUUUCAUCGCUCUCCUCCAUUAAUUCAUCUUCUGUUCACCUCUGGAUGUGUAAAUGGUGGUGUUUUUUCAACGGUUACCGCCACAUUUAGACUUAAUGUUUCCGUUUCUGACGUGCAAUUCGUAAUGUUCGCUUGUAUGGAAUAAAAUAGCGCACACCGAAACUGAGGAAAUAAAGAUUGACACUGAAAACGAUACAUUUAAAUCUGGAGAUAUCGACGGAUAUCUACAAAAGGAUUGUUACAGCACUGGACUGGCUCUCAGUGCACGUUCUCCUUCUCUGCCCGACCCCAGUGCCUCUUCAAGCUGCUAUGCCCCUCGCCCUAUCCUCUCAGCACAUCCAGAGGAAGGACUGCCCGUCCCUGUAGGAAUGCCUGUUCGGGCCUGGCACCUGCCUCUGUCAGCGGCUGCUCCCAUACCUUUCACCAUUCCACCCCCCACCGGCUCUCACCAGCAGGCUGCUCCAUCAUGAACGAUGAGGUCAUCAGCACUAAUGCACUGGCCUGGCUGGUCUGCUCGGGAGUGUCCAUCCUGGCCAAUGCCUGGGGAAUCCUGAGUGUGAGCGCUAAGCAGAAGAAGUGGAAGCCACUGGAAUUCCUCAUCUGCACACUGGCUGGCACGCACAUUCUCAACAUGGGCAUCCCCAUCACCAUGUACUGUGUCAUUCAGCUACGCCGACAACACUCCAACUAUGAGUGGAACGAAGGACUCUGCAAGGUCUUUGUCUCCACCUUCUACACCCUUACCCUGGUCACCUGUUUCUCAGUCACCUCCCUGUCCUACCACCGCAUGUGGAUGGUUCGCUGGCCUGUCAAUUAUAGGUUGAGUAACACCAAAAAGCAGGCUGUACAUACCGUCAUGGGCAUCUGGAUGGUGUCAUUCAUUCUGUCCACCUUGCCCGCUGUUGGCUGGCAUGAUACCACAGAACGCUUUUACACCCACGACAACUGUCGCUUCAUUGUGACUGAGAUUGGCUUGGGCUUUGGCGUCUGCUUCCUGUUGCUGAUCAGCGGGAGUGUGGUGAUGGGCGUCAUCUGUAUUGGAAUUGCCCUCUUCCAGACCUUUUCCAUCCAUAUGGGCCAACAUGUGGACAAGAACAAAUUUAACGUUCCCACCAUUGUAGUGGAGGAUGCUCAGGGCAAAAGGCGUUCAUCCAUUGAUGGCUCAGAGCCCAUUAAGACAUCGCUGCAGAUCACCUAUCUGAUCAGUGGAAUAGUCUUCAUAUACGAUUUUCUAACUGGAUUCCCCAUAUUGGUGGUGAGCUUUGCCAGCCUGAAAUUUGACCGCUCUUACAACUGGAUGGUCUUAUGUGUACUAUGGUGCUCCAUAGCACAAUCAAUUCUCCUUCCCAUGUUCCUGUGGGCUUGUGACCGCUACAGGGCAGACGUCAAGAUGGUCUGGGAGAAAUGUGUUGCCAUCAUGUCCAACGAUGAAGUGGAUGAAGAAAACAGCCAGGAUGGAGGCAUUCAUCCGGACUUAAUAUUUGACAGACCAUUUGACUAUAGCUCCGCUGGUGAUAUCAUGACGGUAGACCGUAUUGCCAAAUACGAAUUCUCAACCUUAGAAAGGGGGGGCUCCCAGGGUUAUCCAUUGAGGGAGCUUCAGGAAGAUAAAAUGCACUAUUUGCAGGUGCCCCCUACAAGAAGAUACUCCCACGACGAAACCGACAUGUGGACCACCGGUCAGAUCCCGUCUUACCUGCAUCGCUGGGGCUCCACAGAGGACAUCAUUGGCAUCCCGCAGUACAGCUUGCCACGCCACGAGAGACGUCGGAGCAGCCCGGCAUCCUACCACGAGGAGAGCCACCCUCACCGCAAAAGGAGGCGAUCAGAGGACAUGCAUUCACUCAAGCAGAUUCCACGAGUCGAGCGUUAUGAGGACGAUUUCAAGUGCUUUAGCCGCGAUGAAGUGAUUAAUUUCAUCGACGAGACACCACUAGCUAGUCCAAUGAGGAGCCCUCACCAAGCCUCUGUGAUCUCUCUGGUCCCGCAGACGUUCGAGCAGCACAUUGUCUUGUUGCCGCAUUUUCCGCUCACGCACUUUGAGCGCGAGCCUCAAGCGUUGAGACGCUGCUCUGGCCAUGGCAAAGGAGCCACAUUAACUGAGAUCCCUCAUGAUACACCGAGAAAGGCAAAGAACGGUAGCGACGGCAGGGGUGCAGCCGGCGAAGCCUCGAGCAUUAAGGGAUGCCUUGAGCAUAGGCGUGAUGCCAAGCAUGCAUCAGAGCUGGUUCUGUUGGCCCAGGGUGGACGGACAGGGGAUCAGUCUUCUUCAAGUAUUAGGACAGGACAGGUAGAUGCAUCUGCUUGGGUGGAACAGAAACACCUUUCUAAAGGUGAAAGCAAAGAAAGCUCAAAUAGUUUUAUAAGUUCACAAUCUGCAUCGUCAGGCUAUAUCACUUUUCACUCCGAAUCUAUAGGAUCCACAAACUAAGGAACAGUUUUAUGAGUAUCAUAAAAAAUAGUCCCUGAUCUGUUAGUAUUAAAGCUUUUACUAAGUGGAAUGUUUUUGUAAUCUAGGAAGUAGGCUUUUUGAGAUGUGAUUGAUUCAAAAUGGCAUAGGGACAGCAUUGGGUUUUCUUUUUUUAACUGAUACAGGGCUGGGUUAUGGGCUU
Messenger RNA from Rhinichthys klamathensis goyatoka, 2701 nucleotides. RefSeq names its product probable G-protein coupled receptor 153. The record is from RefSeq and is a predicted model, not a curated record. Gene Ontology annotation, cellular component: membrane. Gene Ontology annotation, molecular function: G protein-coupled receptor activity. The transcript has 6 exons. Lineage: Eukaryota; Metazoa; Chordata; Actinopteri; Cypriniformes; Leuciscidae. The coding region runs from base 556 to 2520 and encodes 654 amino acids. Gene Ontology annotation, biological process: G protein-coupled receptor signaling pathway.